AUGGCGGCCGUCGACCGGUUCGUGAAUCCGAUUCCCAACCCUGCACGCUACCAGAAGUACAAUGGCGUCAACUUGGAGACUCUGUGCAUGGCCGCAUACCAAGGAGACCUGGAACAGUUAGAAGUGCUCCUGCGCAAGGGGGACGAAGACCACAUCUUCAAUGGUGACGUGAACAUGCACUACACGGAUGUCAAUGCGCUUCACAUGGCUGCCAUGGCCGGGCAUGCCAAGUGCGUGAAGCCUCUUGGGAACCUUAAAACGAAGCCCAUUCCAAUCAUUAAGGCCCUUCAUCCAAGGCUCCUCCUCGAAGCGCAGGCCGACCCACAUGUGCGCUGCGUGGUGCCCGAAGGCAAGGAUCCAAAGGAGGCCGACACUGCGAAGGAUAAGGAGGAUGGCAUUGCGAACAAUCAGAAGCUCUAUUCUGAUCCGAAGCUCGUGAAAAAGGCUGAGCCGGCAGCACCCCAGGCAGAGGGCUCGCAGUAUGUGAAGAUGUUGGAUGGCGUGAAGGAUGUCCCAGAGGUGAAGGACAUGCUCUCCAAAGCCAACGAGAUCCUCGGCUACGACCUUCUGAAGAUGUGCCUAGAGGGGCCCGAGGAGAAGCUAGCAGAGACCCGGUACUGUCAGCCUGCGAUGUUCGUGGGUGGCCUCGCCGGAGUCUGCAAGCUAAAAUCUCAGAACGCCGAUGCCGCUUCGAGACCGCGCUGCAUGGCUGGCCUGUCUCUGGGCGAGUACACGGCGCUCUGUGCUGCCGGCGUCCUCAGCUUCGAGGAUGGCCUAACAUUGGUGAAGUUGCGUGGGGAAGCCAUGCAGGAGGCGGCGAUGGUGGGAAAGCAGGCGAUGCUUUCUGUGGCAGGCUUGGACCAGAAGGUUUUGGAGCAAUGCUGCGCGGAGGCUGAGAAGAAGGAAGCCGGGGGCGUCUGUCGCAUCGCCAACGCCCUCUUCCCAAAGGGCUUCUCUUGUGCUGGUACGGAGCAGGCAGUUAACGAGCUCAAGGCCAUCGCAGAGAAGAAGGGGGCGCUCCAGGCCUGUGGGGUGCCGAUUGUGUUUGGAGUGUAA
Molecule: messenger RNA, 1056 nt
Organism: Symbiodinium necroappetens
Lineage: Eukaryota; Dinophyceae; Suessiales; Symbiodiniaceae
Source: the annotation of a GenBank genome assembly